Paramuricea clavata is the source of this 779-nucleotide messenger RNA. The record is from the annotation of a GenBank genome assembly. Lineage: Eukaryota; Metazoa; Cnidaria; Anthozoa; Malacalcyonacea; Plexauridae.
GGGACUUGACUUCAGGAAAGAUUAUUCAGAUUUGGCAAUGUUGUAUGCUACGUUCCCUACCGUUCCUGUUGUUGCCCUCACUGCCACAGCAAGCAAGGCAGAUGUUAUAUUAAUUAAAGAAUCUUUAAAUUUGAAAAAGCCAGUGAAAAUCACAGCUAAUCCUGACAGGCCAAAUAUAUUUUAUGAAAAGAUCAUCAGAAAGGGCAAUGACCUUGAAUUUUUUCAAGAACUUCUACACAACAUUGCAACUGAUUUGCAUAAAAAGAAUUGGAUUAUCUUUGACCAUUUUGUACCUGCCACUAAAAUGGUGUGGUUAUGCCUUCAAGUAUCUUGCUAAACAUUUGGAUAAGGAACUGUACUGUCCUCUUGAUGCUGAAGCAAAACCAGAAAAUAAGCUGUUUGCCCAAUUCCACUCACCCCAGACAAGUGCUAUGAAGAAUCAGAUUCUCACUGAACUCUCUUCACCAUUGUCAAAAUUGAGAGUUGUAUUUGCAACUGUUGCAUUGGAAAUGGGCAAUGAUAUGCCAUGUAAAAGACAUAGUAUUCAUGUUGGGCCACCACUUACAAUUAGAGAAUAUUUUCAAGAGACCGGGCGAGCAGGUCGUGAUAGGAAACGAUUAACAGCUGUCUUAUACUACAACAAGCGUGAUAUUGCAAUGAGCCGGCCUGGAACUAUUAAUAGUAUUCGUGAAUACUGCAAACUUGAGGACAGCUGCCUUAGGACGCUUUUGUUGGGCUGUCUUAUUGACGCUCAUGAUGUCAUGAAAGACAACCCUCAU